UUGUAAUAUUUUUUGCUGGAUGCUCAUUGGUAACUUUGGUCAAUCUCAAACCACUGUUCCUAUUCAGCCUGCCGGUAGACUGACUUCACCGGCUUAUACCUUUGGUCCAGUAAUUCCAGUUGGUCGACUUGCUCAGGCUUCCAAUGCUCCAGUUGGACCAUCAUCUAAUAGUUCUACAAACCAAGCCUGUCAAUAUCGACCAUCUUCUAAUAGAUCUGCAUACAAAACCCCUCCAAUUCGACCAUCUCGUACACCACAGUCCCAGACUGAUUUGUCAGACCUGCAUGCUCUUGCACAAGGGACUAAAAAUUUUCCAACCAAUCGCAUAAAGCAAGAUUUCAACGAACCUCCUCAACGAAGUGGAACAGAGUGUUUCUUUUGCAAGAGGGAUCUUUCAUUCACACCAGAAGCCGAUUGCCCCAUUUCCCAGCCAAGUAUUCCUCCAUCUGUUGCAGUUUUGCCAUGUGGCCACUACUUCCACAUUCGCUGCCUAAAGAUUCACUCCUCCAGAGAAGUCUACAGAUCCUCCUUGCUUUCUUUGUGACCUUGAUGAGAAUGCAUCCUGAAGACCAAUCUUUUCUCAGGUUUUUCUCUUCCAUUUUUUAUCUCUAAUCUUAGUAGCAUCAGUCAGAAUAUAGGAGGGAAUCGGAAAUGAAUAUUUUUUCAUAGAAUAUAGCAUCAGUCAGGAUUGAAGUAGAUAAAGGUUGAAUAUCACUGUACAUAGCAAGUCAGUCUGAUUCAUAUGAUGAAUAGGCUUCAAAGCAGAGUUAGAAAAUUAGCAAGUGUAUAUAAUAGUUUACACAUUUUGAAGCGGGAUUUAACCAUUUCAUUCAAAUUCAGAAAUUUAUAUCAGAUUUCUUUACUAUGUAUUGGCUUACACAGAUUUAAAUGUGUUUAUAAUGUUUGAUUUCUCUUAAAUAUUUAAAUAUGUUUUGGGUGAAAGAUGUUUACGCGAAACCAAUUGUAAAUC
Molecule: messenger RNA, 970 nt
Organism: Pistacia vera
Lineage: Eukaryota; Viridiplantae; Streptophyta; Magnoliopsida; Sapindales; Anacardiaceae
Exons: 3
Coding region: 20-544 (174 amino acids)
Source: RefSeq, a predicted model, not a curated record